Penicillium atrosanguineum is the source of this 513-nucleotide messenger RNA. RefSeq lists its product as uncharacterized. The transcript has a single exon. Lineage: Eukaryota; Fungi; Ascomycota; Eurotiomycetes; Eurotiales; Aspergillaceae. The coding region runs from base 1 to 513 and encodes 170 amino acids. The record is from RefSeq and is a predicted model, not a curated record.
AUGGCGGUGGAAUUCAACUGGGCCCCGCGCAGCGCCAUUGACAUGCCAACGACUACCGGUUUCUUCAGUGCCGAUGACCCGAUCACAUUAGGAAAAUGCAAGAUCGGCAUAGUUCUUAGCAAGCGCCCUGUUGUGAACUCUGGAUACUUCGCCGUUGGAGACAACACCUGGAGCGACGGCUUACUUUUCGACAAUGCGUUCAAGGAAAGACAAUUCACAAUUACGUUUGCUCAGGGCAGCUUUGUCUCGGGUGGGGAUAUCAAGUGGAAGAAGGUCAAGGAUCUCUGGGAUGCGCCGAGAUUCAGGUACAAGAUGAUUGUGGAUCCUUCCCCUUACCCGGCACGAAAGGAUUGGGUAGAUCCGUCGUCAGUCGAAGCACUGGGCUUCUGGAACUGGAAUUUGUUCUGUGCCGAGAAAGAUGUUCUGUUUGUAUCGAAGAAGGAGAAGGAGAAGGAGAAGAAGAAGUCAUUCGGGGCGAAAUUGCGAGUCUUUCUCAAGAAGAUGAAGUUUUGA